This is a messenger RNA of Chaetomium globosum CBS 148.51, 1308 nucleotides long. RefSeq lists its product as uncharacterized. Bases 1 to 1308 code for a protein of 435 amino acids. NCBI's taxonomy places the organism in Eukaryota, Fungi, Ascomycota, Sordariomycetes, Sordariales, Chaetomiaceae. The transcript has 2 exons. The record is from RefSeq and is a predicted model, not a curated record.
AUGGCGUCUGUGGGCAGUGGUCAAUCUGGGACCUCGGUCACUAAGAUUACCAAAGCGAGAGGGAAAAUGGUAAAGCCGAUAUUGAAGAGGCUGUCGCAUUCGGAGAAAAACUCGUUGGAUUUGGAUCGGGGUUGGGAUGAGCAGCAGAUUGAGCAGUUGACGGCGGGUGGGAUGGGGGGUUGGGUUAUUCGGGGCAGGCGAGAGAUGUCAGUUUUGGCUUUCCUAGUGCUGCCGGUCUCGGGGCAGGUGAUGCGGUGGCGGCGAUGGGUGGGGGAAGUGCCAUCCGAGCAAACCUCAAGUUUCAACACGGUCGUUCCGGUUCUCAAACUUCGGCUGGAAGCGGAUCUCGCGCAGCGUGACUGCGCACCUGCUACCGGGUUGGGAGCCUCGCCGGCUUGCUUUCAACGGCCUUCAUUGAACGGCCACCGCGCCUCGUCGUUCCCAGACACACCUGCCUCGAAACCGCCAUCUCUUCGCAUUAACACCAGUGGUCGAUCGGUCUCUGGAACCACCGCAACUUCUUCACGUCUUGCCCACGGAAACAUUCCCUCUCCAAGCCAUUCCGAACUCAAUCUCGAUUCCUACAACUUGAGUAUCAGUUUGAGUGGCACUCUCGAUUCACCUACAGGAAGCUUAGGCGCUGGCAGCGUCAUCGCUUCGCCUCAACAACAACAGUCUCAAUUAUCACCUCUUCGUGCAUCGCUCGACAUGGGCGUGUUCCCCAAUCUCCGUCGCUCCGAGUUGGACACGGCCACGCGGGACGAGAACAUUCGUGUCGCGCGCCGUAAGUUCGAGGAGCGCGAACGCGAGAAGGAGGAAAAGUACGACCGCGAAAUGAUCCGCAAGCGCGAGCGGCAAGACAACAAGGAAGCCAGCCGCAUCGAGAAAGGCGAGGCACCGAGCCGGCCCUUGAUGCAUCGCAAGAAGACGGCUACGGGGCUGUCGACCGUCUCCGAGCCAGGCCCGAAAUCCGCCAGGCCGGAUCUAUCAACCUCACUGUUCGGUUUCUCGGCUCCAGCCCGCACCAGCGGCGUCGUGCUUGGGGUUGGGAAACGGCGACACACCGACUCGCCCACGAUGACCAAGGGAGAGAAACAGGUGGGUUUUGCCUCUCGGCGGUACGAGAGCGUCUCGCUCUUGCCCCAGACGCCGCCUUCGUUUGGCGUGACGGUCGACGAUAUGCCAUUCGAACGGCCACAACCACGGCGGGGAAGCGGUGCAAAGUCCGCGAAACAGAAGACCCAAGGAUAUUGGCAGGGGUUCCUCCUCUGGCUGAGGACGAAACUACUCCGUAUGAACUCGCGGUAG